Molecule: messenger RNA, 4096 nt
Organism: Dreissena polymorpha
Lineage: Eukaryota; Metazoa; Mollusca; Bivalvia; Myida; Dreissenidae
Exons: 13
Coding region: 190-1866 (558 amino acids)
Molecular function (GO): zinc ion binding
Source: RefSeq, a predicted model, not a curated record
GCAUGUGAUAAGCGGAUAACAGCAUAAAGGAUAGUUAUAUUUAUUGUACAUUACAGGAAAAUAUAUAAUCAGAUAUAACAAUAUUGGGAGGCGUUCAAGUAUUGGUAACUGUGAAAUCCAUUCAUACAAUCGAAGACGGAACUAAGCAGAAACAUUUUGGACCGCGAUUACGACAACACAAAUACGACGAUGGCGACAAUAAAAGAGACUGAUGUACAUCUUCAAAAGUGUCGGCAUCAUGGCAAUGAAAAUCAAAUAUUUUAUUGUUCCAAUCAUGACGACACAAUUUGUGGAAGGUGCUUACAUGCAAAGCACAGACAAUGCGAAAGCGUUGAUCUAUUUACUGUGAACGUUGAUGAGUCACGAAAAAGUGAAACUAUGACCAUGCUCACUGCCUUUGAAAAGGAAAUAGAAGGUUAUGCAAUCACGGUGAAGAAAGAUAUUGAGUUAAACGAUCAGUGUAAAUCAAAGGCCAUGCAUGAUGUCGAAUCGUUUUGCACUAAAAUGAUGACAAGACUAUCUGAUCUCAAAAAGGAUGCUGAGAGAGAAUGUACGAAAAAACAUGAACAAAAUAGCGACCAUUUGGGACAACUUGUUAAGAAAUGUAACGAAGAAAAAUUAAUGGUAGGCCAAUAUAAACAACUAGUAGAAGUUUUAGUUCAGAAGAAAUACAACCGACAUCUUUAUAUUGAGGUUUGUCGCAUUGAUCGGAAGAAAAAUGAAAUAUCAGCAAGGAUAAACAGUUUAAUAACGAAAAGAAAACGUGUUGAGUUUUCAUUUAGGCCUAAUUACAAGUUAGCCAAAUUAAUGUGCAGUCAAAUGAAUGACAUCGGAAAGAUUGAGGAACAAGUAAACGGAAGCGAUGAGGUAUCCGAAGACAUUGUUCAGAAUAACACUUCCGAAGCAAACACGCAACAAAUGUAUGCCAGAGAUGGGCUAGGGCAUGAGACAGGUGGACCGUCCAGGCCUUACAACACCAACAUGCAUGAAGCUUAUGAUGAGCAGAAUAUGAGCUCUGACUUCAAUCGAAAACAUAAGGAGGAGAGUCCGGACGUUAGGCCAUAUGCUAAAAAUCAUCAAAGCUUCCAAGAGUAUGGUACUCAAAAUUUCGCACCUCACGGUAACGACGGGAAUUACAACGGGACCAAGGAUGGUUUACAAAAAGAGGAACCAGGAAAAACGCAAUGUGACGACAAGGAAGAUCAGAGAGUUAAGAACGUACAGACCUUGGAGAAAGUGCAAAAGUUAAAUACACAUACAGUCGGUGGACCGUCCAGGACUUACAACACCAACAUGAAAGAAGCUUAUGAUGAGCAGAAUAUGAGCUCUGACUUCAAUCGAAAGUAUAAGGAGGAGAGUCCGGACGUUAGGCAUUAUGCUAAAAAUCAUCAAAGCUUCCAAGACGAUGGUACUCAAAAUUCCGCACCUCACGGAAACGACGGGAAUUACAACGGGACCAAGGGGAGUUUAAAAAAAGAGGAACCAGGAAAAACGCAAUGUGACGACAAGAAAGAUCAGAGAGUUAAGAACGUACAUACUUGGGAGAAAGGGGAAAAGUUAAAUCCACAUACAGUCGGUGGACCACCCAUUACUAACAUCAACAACAAUAGUAAAGCUUAUGAAGAACCGAUUAUGAGCUCUGACUUCAAUCGAGAUAAUAAUGAGAAAUUGCCUUACAAUUCGUAUUUAUCAAGAGAGUCGUACGGUCACACAAAAGUUGAUGCUAGUCAAAACGUUAAAGAAUACGCACACGGAAACGACGCGCAUAAUCAGAGGCAUGGACGAAAAAAGGAAACAAGUAAAAAAGCGCAGUCUGAAGAAAGGGGGGCCCAACAUGGUCAGAGAGUUAAGGACGUACAGAACUAGGAGCAAGGGCCAAGCUCAAGUCCAAUUAUUAGAGUUGCAAAAAGAAUGUCCUCAACAUGUCAACAAUUUAUACAUAUUCUGGAGAAAGAUAUUUCUGAAUUAACAUGUAGCGAUAUAACAUAAUUAUAAAUCAGGAACACAAAUUGCAUGGACAAGUCAGUAUUUUUAGGGAUUUGAUUGGAAGACCUAAGGGUGUAAAAUGCAAUAGCUCAUUCAAGCUUUUUUACGAUACGGUGUUUUUAUAAACUAUGUUUGUAAAUCGCAUAAUAUGAACAAUUGUCGAUAAACAGCUUUACAAACGCUUUUAUAUUUUACCGACUUUCAUUAAUUGACGAGUAUCCGUAUACCGAAUAAUGUGUACUUGUUUACUUAGUCCAAAGUGUGUAUUUUGUGUUGGUUAUAAUGCAUGCAUUCAUUUGUAUGUCUAUGGAUUUUUGUUUUAAUUAGCAUGGUCCAAUCUGUGGACUUCACAGUUUGUGUCGACAGAAAGGUCAGUUACAUUUCAACGAGUGAUUGUACUAAAUACUUCACACGAGCUGUUGGUAUGCAAUGCAUUUGACAAGCUACAUUUAAUUGUUGUUUGGUGGAUACAAAAACAGAUACGAGUUUCAUUACACUGAGUUUAAGUUUUGAUGAUGCCAUAACACCGUAUGAGAGACUAUGAUAAAUAUGUGUUAUGUAAAUCAACUAGGCGCGCAUUUUAGUAAGUACAACAUUAAAGUUACAACGACCUGUGCAGGUCCAGUUAACCAUCCACUGUCUUUGUAUUGAAUAAUACUAAAGAAGAUCUUAACAAUUCAAAAGCUAUGAGCAGGGUUCGCCAAAACCGUCGGUCCGCCGGUCAUUACGGGCAAAUUUUUCUCAGGACCGACAAGUGAUUUAAGAUAAUCGGUCCGACUGACCGACACAAUCGGAUGAAAAAUGGUUUCAAAAAGAUCACUCAAAGUGUAUAAUGUGCUAUUGGAUUAAUAGAAGGUAAAUGCGUUUUGUUCAACUUCUGUCAAAAUUCUUUUUUUGUAACCAUCAUUUUGAUGUUUUGAUGUUUAAAGUUAGAUUAGAAUUGACUAUCACAUGCGAGUUCAAAAUCAACGGUCUUUGUUUAAAAUGCAACCGUGUACGUCCGCCAUUUUGUUUGUUCCAUUUAAUUUCUCCACAACAAAAACCGCAUGAAAACUUGUUUCAACAGGCAUUUGUGAGCAUUUAUGUUAAAUAGUUUCAUUAUUAUAUUGUUAUGGGAAGAAUAUAUUUUAAUUUACAUACCAACAAUUUCUGAAAUCAAACGAAGUUUUUCCACCCAAUGUACUAUAUUUCAGAUAAUUUAAAAUUCGGACAUUUGUUAAUUUGUUGUUGAUAGAUUGUAGCAUUAUGUUUUGUGUUAUUUCAGACAACAAGAAUGGAUGGUGGUAAAUAUCAUGGGUCUUUCUAUCAAGUAAUAGGUGUGAAAAACAUUAAUUAAAUUUAACCUGGAAAUCAACCACCUCAGCUAACAGACAAUAUUUUAACAAAAACAACACGUUUUAGAACUUGGGAAAUUGGCUUAUAAACAGAAAUUGAAGUCAUCCAAAUUAGUGUGAAUGGGUGUGUGCAAUUAAGUCAAACUUGAUUGGAUGUCACCCUAACUUUUCAAGAACACGGAUUUGUAUAGCUGUGGAGGCUAAAAACAGUUUGACAUGCCUUUGGUUUAUAAGUGGUUUAUUAUUAAUAUAAUAAUUGUUUCAUUUUAUCGACUUUGGACAUGUUUUUAUUGUAUUUUAAUUUGAUCAAAACCAAUUAACACCUAAAAGGUACUCUCUUUUGUUGUGUUUUGCUGUUAUAGUUUAGUCGGACAGUGGGACUGACAGAAACUGAUUCGGACUGACAAAAAUUUAAAGUUAAGUGACUGACAGACAAGUUUUGGCGAACCCUGUAAGAUAGUCACUCAAACUAUAUGCAUAUUGCAUAUGACUAUAAGAACAUGAUGACUCAAUGAGCUUAUUUUAAAUAAUAUAUUUUCGAAUCCCCUUUAACACAUGGGGUUUUGCGCAGAUUCUUCCAUACUUUGUUGAAAGCGGGGAAUAAAUUAUAUGCUUGAGGAAUUUGUCCGCACGUAAUCUAUGUAUGCCGUUAUUUAUAAUAACUAUGUUGUAUAAAAACUAUUAUCUGUAUUUUUAACAAAUGCUGCACUAUUUAAAUAGCGCUGUUGAACAAUUUGAUAUGUAUUGGAUUUCUUCAGAACAAGCCUAAUAGUCUA